GUUACUCAAGAGGAAAGCACAGCUGGUGACUGACGGUUGUAUCAGUGACUUCAUGCUGCCGCGAGGGGGCGCAUGCGCGCAGCGAUCGAACACAGUUAAAGACAAAGCUUGAACCUCAACCGAUAACUCAUCUCCUUUACCAGAGGUCGUGAACAGGUAACUGACGCAUCGCUGCGCUGGAUUUAAUGGAAGUCUGUUUGAAAAUGUACGUUGAUCUUUACCUGGAGGACAUAUCUUAACUUUUGACCUACUGGAAGAUACCUCAGAGCGUUUGAUCGUUUGAGUCAUACAUGAAGAUACAGAUGACCUCAAGAUGUGAUACAUAGGCUAUUAGAUAAAGAAGAGGAUCUUAUUUGCUUUUGUUGUCAUCCAUAUUGUCUGUGGAGGUAAAAGUGAAUUGUGUAUUUAAUACUGUGUGGAAGAAGAGAUGCAUUGGCUUUGAGUUAUUGAAACGACAAAGGAAAGAACAAUGAAUUUGAGAUCAUCUGCUUUUUUUCCAUCAUGGCUUUCAAGCCUUUAUGUGCAUGAAUGGAAACUUUGGUACCUGAAAAGUACUGUAAAAAAUUCAAACUGUUACCAUGUAGUUUAGUUAUGAUGUAGCUCUUUCGUAGUUUACCCACUCAACAUCACGGGAAAACCACUAUGAAUCUGACCCCAACCCAGUUCUACGACCUUCCCAGGGCAUUGGACCUUCAACGUGAACCUCAAAACAAGAGCAGGUCGGCUCCAGCCAGCUUCUUCAACAGUUCAUUCUUCUUCCAGGAUAAUGCUGCCUUAGAAUGGCAGCUGUUCCUCACCAUCCGAGAGCCUGGCACCAUUAUAUUAACUGUCCUUUACUCUAUUUCCUUCCUUGUGGGAUUCUUUGGAAAUGUCAUGUCCCUCAAAGUCCUACUCGGCCAGCAUGGAAGCGUGCGUCUGUCAGGUGCGAGCGCCACCCGCUGCCUGCUGAUAAACUUAGCGGUGUGCGACCUGGCAGUGGUUUGCGUGUGCAUGCCCGUCACCCUGGGCCACCGCAUCUACACGCCAUGGGUGUACGGGGACUUCCUGUGUCGCGCAGUGCCAUUCACGCAAGCGGUGUCUGUUUCCGCCAGCGUCCUGAGCAUCACUGUCAUCAGCAUCAGCCGGUACUAUGCUGUUCACUCGCCGCUUCAGUCCCGGGCCUACUUCACUCGUCGACGCAUCCUCGCCUCUGUCGCAAUCGUGUGGCUUAUCUCCUCAGUGAUCUGCAUGCCAGUUGCAAUAGUUACCAGGCGUGAUGAAGUAGCUUUGAUUGAAGGGCUAGCCAUCGUGCUGCCUGUCUGUGGAGAGGUGUGGCCUCAGCCACGCUUGCGACAGGCCUACAACGUCCUGCUGUUCAGCGCACUCUACUGCCUACCCGUUGCGUUUAAUCUCACUCUGGCCUUCCUCACAUGUCGCCGACUGCGCAGCACUGGCUCUGAGGGUCGGUUCACAGAGCUGGACCCUCGUUCUCAGGCGCUGCAUGAAACGAGGUUGCAAGGGCGCAGGCAGAUCGCACGUAUGGUCGCAGCUUUGGUGCUGCUCUUUGCUCUGUCAUGGUUGCCUAUGUAUGUGACUGAUAUUUGGCUGGACCGUGAGCUGCGCCAUCCACCGGGCUGGCUCCUUCAGACCAGGCCCUUUGCACAAUGGUUAGGCCUCACCAACUCUUCUCUCAACCCCUUUUGCUACUGCUUCAUUGGUGACCUCCACCGCUCAGCCAAGGCUUUGCGUUUACGCCUCUGUGGCCCGUCCCCAGCCUCAGCGCUGGCUCUGGCCUCCCUCCCAAAAAUAUUCAAUCUACAGAAUCAAGACAAAUCUCCAGGGGAUGCUGCUGACAACUCAAAUAACUCCUGUGGGGAGGACGCUGGGAAUCUGAAUCUGUCGAUAUGGUGGACUCAAUCUCGCACGUGUGAGUCAAUGAGCUUACCUUACCACUUAGGAAUGACUGAAGCGAUUGCACUGGAUACAUAGCAGACCUGAUGCACUGCUAUGGACAUUUGCUCUCAGAUGUGUUGUGCUUUGUGUUUUGUGCUUUUAUAAACGCUUCAUUCCAAACCUGUUUGACUUUAUUUCUUUUGUGGAACACAAAAGAUGGUAUUUUUUUUAACUGUUUUUGUCCAUAUAAUGAAAUUGAAUAGGGUCCAUACAAAAUUGGACCCUAUUGACUUUCAUUAUAUGGACAAAAAAUGCACAUUUCAGAAUAUCUUCUUUUGCGUUCUACAGAAAAAACAAAGUUAUACCGGUUUGGGCGAUGCCAACGACAUGAGGGUGAGUAAAUUAUGACUAAGUUUUUAAUUUCAGAUGAAACAUCUUUUCAUGUUUUGAAAAAUAGCUUUCAAGGUUUGAGUAAAAAAUGGCAAACAAUUAUUUCAUGGAAUAUUCUCAAGUGGGAAUGGGACAGUUCAUAUGUGAGCAUUUUAAACUCCAAACAUUAAUUGUUUAACUGCAUAAUGAUGAAACACUUCAUAUUCCAGUUGGAGUAGAUGUAACUUUCUUAGCCAUGUUUAGAUCUGCUGUAAAUGUACUAAUAAUAUGUAAUAAAUAUCUUGCCAUUGAAACUUAUUAGGGUCAAUGUAAGAAAUCCAUAUCGUAAACGAAUAAAGUGGUUCAAUGCAUAAUGUAUAAAGUCAUGCUGCUGAGUUUUGCCUAGAUCAUUGUCUUAAAAUAAACCAAACGUCAUUAAAUGCUGCUCCUAUACGUCUAGCAGGGCAGUUUAAUUAAAAUGAUCAUCUGAGUGAAACCGAGACAUACAUACGCACUCACACCUACAAUCUCUGGUGAAGAAACACAUGGAAACGUCUUUCUGUGAACACAUUCACGGCUUCUCGCCUUUUCUACUAAAUGUGGAAACC
Molecule: messenger RNA, 2849 nt
Organism: Ctenopharyngodon idella (grass carp)
Lineage: Eukaryota; Metazoa; Chordata; Actinopteri; Cypriniformes; Xenocyprididae
Product: neuropeptide FF receptor 1
Exons: 2
Coding region: 643-1968 (441 amino acids)
Biological process (GO): neuropeptide signaling pathway
Cellular component (GO): membrane
Molecular function (GO): peptide binding; G protein-coupled receptor activity
Source: RefSeq, a predicted model, not a curated record